This is a messenger RNA of Schistocerca serialis cubense, 828 nucleotides long. RefSeq names its product proline-rich protein HaeIII subfamily 1-like. The transcript has 4 exons. NCBI's taxonomy places the organism in Eukaryota, Metazoa, Arthropoda, Insecta, Orthoptera, Acrididae. Bases 1 to 828 code for a protein of 275 amino acids. The record is from RefSeq and is a predicted model, not a curated record.
AUGCCUGAGAUGGGCCCUUCUGUGGAGAACAAACAGGAAAGUGAUUCCAGUGGGCCUAAAGAGAGUCAGCAAAUACAAAGUCUGGUGGAAGCAAUCGCCAAACAAGCGGCUAAUCCUCCAACACAAAAGGAACAAGCACAGGCAGCACCACCUUUCCGUGCUUUUGAUGCAUCAAGAGAAGAAUGGCGAGAAUAUUUCGCGCAGUUGCAGGCGCACAUGACAGUCUACAAAAUCACAGAUUUGGUUCGCGGCGGGUUCCAGCCGCACCUUCCGACUUCGCUGCCGCCCCCAGGGCAGCAGCAGCAGCCGUCGCCGCUACCACGCCGACAGCCCGUCCCGUUGAUGCCUCCCGCGCAGCUUCAUCCGCGAGUGCCCCAGGAGGUCGCUCCGGCGCCUGCGGUCCCUCUUCAGUCGCCACCGCCUUCGGAGCUGAUGGACGUCGACCCCUCAGCCGGGCCGCCUUCCCAAGCGGUGGCUGUGCAGCCUGUCCUGCAGCCGCUUUCCUUGGACACCCCCAAGGAGUCUGACACCGCAGCGCCUUGUCCGGCGCCCACUCAGCAGCCGUCGACGCCGCGAGUAGGGAGGCGAGGCUGUGUGGCGCGGUCCGAGGGCGGCACUUGGCACGGCUGCGACCUGCGGCCACUUCCGGCUCAUCAAUUAGGACCGCCGCCCGGGGGCGGCCCGUUGUCCGCGACGCGAAGGCUCGUAGCUUUCUUAACGUUGGCUCCUUCCACGGUGGGCGGCGGCAGACCGCAUCCUGCAAACCACUGCUCGCUGAAUGUACUGCAGCGCCGACGGAAGCGUGAAAUGGGCCAUGAUCCUAGAUAA